Molecule: messenger RNA, 820 nt
Organism: Apis laboriosa (Himalayan honeybee)
Lineage: Eukaryota; Metazoa; Arthropoda; Insecta; Hymenoptera; Apidae
Gene: RpS5a
Product: 40S ribosomal protein S5
Exons: 3
Coding region: 117-767 (216 amino acids)
Biological process (GO): ribosomal small subunit assembly; translation
Cellular component (GO): cytosolic small ribosomal subunit; ribosome
Molecular function (GO): mRNA binding; rRNA binding; structural constituent of ribosome
Source: RefSeq, a predicted model, not a curated record
AUUGAUUAAGGUAUGUAAAAUCCGGCAGUCACAGGUCGGAGCGCCACUAGUGUCAUGGCCUUUUCCUGUUCACGGUUACUCCAAAGAAGACGUGAACGAAAGUUAUAUGAUAAAUCAUGGCUGAAAUGGAAACAUACGAUGAUAUAGUGGUACCUACCACAACGACAUUACCAGUGGCCCUUUCUGCAGAACUACCUGAAAUUAAAUUAUUUGGUCGCUGGAAUUGUGAUGAUGUACAAGUAAAUGAUAUGUCUUUACAAGAUUAUAUUGCCGUUAAAGAGAAAAAUGCAAAAUAUUUACCACAUUCUGCUGGACGUUAUGCUGCAAAACGAUUUCGAAAAGCUCAAUGUCCUAUAGUCGAACGUUUGACAAAUUCUUUAAUGAUGCAUGGUAGAAAUAAUGGAAAAAAAUUAAUGGCAGUAAGAAUUGUAAAACAUGCCUUUGAAAUAAUUCACCUGCUUACAGGUGAUAAUCCUCUACAGGUUCUUGUGACUGCUAUCAUCAAUUCUGGACCUAGAGAAGAUUCUACGCGUAUUGGUCGCGCUGGUACAGUUAGGAGACAGGCGGUGGACGUUUCUCCAUUACGACGAGUAAAUCAGGCUAUUUGGUUGUUAUGUACAGGUGCUAGGGAAGCCGCGUUUCGUAAUAUUAAAACCAUCGCCGAAUGUUUAGCUGAUGAACUCAUUAAUGCUGCCAAAGGUUCGUCUAACUCUUACGCGAUUAAAAAGAAAGACGAACUCGAACGUGUUGCUAAAUCUAAUCGAUAAAUAUGUUCAUUCAUAUAAAAACAUAAAAAUAAAUGAUCUAUCUUUAAAACGAA